Physella acuta is the source of this 1279-nucleotide messenger RNA. RefSeq names its product uridine diphosphate glucose pyrophosphatase NUDT14. Gene Ontology annotation, biological process: nucleoside phosphate metabolic process; ribose phosphate metabolic process. Lineage: Eukaryota; Metazoa; Mollusca; Gastropoda; Physidae. The record is from RefSeq and is a predicted model, not a curated record. Gene Ontology annotation, molecular function: metal ion binding; UDP-sugar diphosphatase activity.
UUAGUAGACCGUCCCUGAAUCCACACAACUCUGAUGGGUACCUAACUUACGUUAGGGAAAGUAAAGGUGGCUGGGCAUAGUGCUGACCACCUUAUCUCUUCAUAUGCCGAGGUCACAGAAACAUGUGAACUCUACUUCGCUUGCCCUAUAGACCGUCAGGUUUAAAAAGGGAACUUUACUUUUUACUUUUUUACUUUCUAUUAAACUAUUGUCAUUAAUGUUUUUAAAAUCUUGCAGGGUAAAAUAAAACCUUUAAAAAAUAACUUGAUCGAGACAACAGCUACUUAAGCCCGUCCAUUUUGCCUACAGUGUAUUUAAAUUAGGAGAAAUCUAGCAGAUGGCACAUUUCUGAACAGCAGUGAACGGUCAAUAGUAUCACAAUAACACUCCUUAAAAAACUAACCCACAUAUCACUGAAAAUUAGUCUUAUCAUCGUAGCCAUUUAAAAACAAACGCGCUUUUUCACAAAUCAUUUUCUUCUAGGCUACUGAUUAAAUCGGAUAAUUAAUAUUGGUAUCAAAUUAAAGAAUGGUGUUGAGAAAAUUUGGGAUGCAAUGAAAGUGUAUGAUGGGGUAGCCAUCUUACUGUUUAACAUCACAAGGAAUGUUUUUGUUUUUGUUCGCCAGUUUCGCCCAGCUAUCUACAUCAACAUGGUGCAGACUGAGGUCAAGGAUGGCAUUGAGACAGUGGACACAGACAAGUACCCUGGCACUCUGGGCCUGACCAUGGAGCUGUGUGCUGGCAUCAUUGACAAAGACAAGUCAGUUCCAGAAAUUGCCAAGUCUGAGAUCAUGGAGGAAUGUGGCUAUGAGGUCCCCAUUGAAAAUAUUAAGAAAAUAACAACAUGCAGAAGUGGUGUGGGGACAUCAGGCGGUCUGCUCCACUUGUAUUAUGCAGAGAUCACAGACACCAUGAAAGUCGCAAGUGGAGGGGGUGUGGCCAGUGAAGGGGAGAUGAUUGAUGUAGUGGAGGUCACAGUGGAGGAGGGGAGGAAACUCAUGUUUGAUGAGUCAGUCAACAGAGUUCAUGUCUUUAUAUUUGCCCUGUAUUGGUUCUUUGAUCAAAUCUGGACUAAACAACCUUAGGUCUAGGUGUAAACCAACAUUUGAUAACAGUCACAGCAGUUUAAAAUCAGCUACACUGUGCCAGUUCUUCAUACAUUUCUCAGCUGGGUUACAUUCCAUCAUUCAUCAAGAAAUCAUAGUUUUCUGAUCUUUUAAAAUGUAAUUUUGCAUAUGUAAUGAAGUCACUGACUUAUAUUAAAUUUGUUUCUUUUAAA